CCGGCGGUUUAGAGCGGCAAGCUGAGGGCUACUUGACGGUUUGUCUCGUGAGGGUGGAGUUGGAAGGCGCGGGGCGUUGGGAGGACCGUUGGCGGGUCCCGUCAUGUCUGACUGGGAGGCAGAGAACGAAGAGGAGGAACCGAGCGGGACCGCCACCAAGCGUGCGCUGGUCCAAUGGCGCCCGACGACCACGACUCUCCCCGUGCGGGCUGGCGGGAACCCAGCGGCGGGCGAAGACGAGGAGGAAAGGGCCGGUGGAAGGAAAAGGGAGCCCCCGCGGCGAACCUCUGCCCGCGAGUCCUGGCAGUCGGGACCCUUGGAGUAUCGAGCCCGAGGCUCCUUUCGUGGAAGUGACCGGGAGAGCUCGGGGUCGUCGCCCUUGUGCUUCCAGCUGGAUAACGCUCUUGUCGGCACUCUCAUAGGUCGAGGUGGAACUAAAAUAAAAGAGCUUGAAGAAUCAUCAGGUUGUAAAAUAAAGGUUGUAAGGGGAGGUUAUCAAGCUGAAAUAAAGAUAUUUGGUGAUGGCAAUAAACAGAUGAAAGCCAAAAUGCUGGUUGAUAGCCUUCUUGAGGGAAGUAGCCAAAACUGUGCAGGAGAAAAGUGUGUUAAAGAUCCCUUCAGACAUCAAGCAAUUGGAACCAGUCGUUACAAUGAAAGCCAUUCUGGAGUUGUGAAGCCUGAAUGCAGUAAUCUGAAACAAUCCAUUAAUUGGGCUUCUCUUCGAGAAAAUAAAGCUAAAUAUGAAGCUAUGAAAUGGGCUGGACUACCUCCAAUUGAAAAAUGUUUCUAUAAAGAAUCACCAAUAAUUGCUUCUAUGUCUGAAGAAGAAGCAGCUAGGUGGAGAAUAGAGAACAAUAAUAUCACAUGUGAUGACUUGAAAGAUGGUGAAAAGCGUCCUAUUCCCAACCCUAUCUGCAACUUUGAAGAUGCUUUUCAAUAUUAUCCUGACAUUAUGGCAAAUAUAAAGAAAGUUGGCUUUCAGAAGCCUACCCCAAUUCAGUCACAGGCUUGGCCAAUUAUACUUCAGGGAUUUGAUUUGAUUGGAAUAGCACAGACUGGAACUGGAAAGACAUUGGCUUAUCUGAUGCCUGGAUUCAUUCAUUUGGAUUUACAGCCAAUACCUCGAGAAAAACGUGGUGGACCGGGUAUGUUGGUUCUGACUCCCACACGAGAAUUGGCUCUUCAGGUUGAAGCAGAGUGCUCAAAAUAUUCUUAUAAAGGAAUUAGAAGCAUUUGCAUAUAUGGUGGUGGAGAUCGGAAGGGGCAAAUCGGCGUAGUUACCAAAGGUGUGGACAUUGUUAUUGCUACUCCUGGUAGACUGAAUGACCUUCAAAUGAACAACUUCAUAAAUCUGAGGAGCAUAACAUACUUGGUGUUGGAUGAAGCUGAUAGAAUGCUGGACAUGGGAUUUGAGCCGCAAAUAAUGAAGAUAUUACUAGAUGUACGUCCUGACAGGCAAACUGUCAUGACGAGUGCAACAUGGCCAGAUGGUGUUCGUCGUCUUGCAAGAUCCUAUUUGAAAGAUCCUAUGAUUGUAUAUGUUGGUACUCUGGAUUUAGCGGCAGUAAAUACAGUUGAGCAAAAGGUGGUUGUUAUUCCAGAAGAAGAAAAACGAAGUUUCACACGUUAUUUUAUUGACACUAUGAAGUCUCAAGAUAAGGUCAUCAUUUUUGUGGGCAAGAAAAUUACUGCAGAUGACAUGUCAAGCGAAUUCAGUCUCCAGGGAAUUCCAGUUCAGUCCUUACAUGGCAACAGAGAACAGUGUGAUCGUGAACAAGCACUGGAAGAUUUUAAGAAAGGCAGAGUUCGUAUUCUGAUAGCAACUGACUUAGCCUCCCGUGGGCUUGAUGUGGAGGAUAUCACUCAUGUUUUUAAUUUUGACUUCCCUCGCAACAUUGAAGAGUAUGUUCAUAGAAUAGGUCGUACUGGACGAGCAGGACGCACAGGGGAAGCUCUAACCCUUGUGACUAGGAAUGAUUGGAGGAUUGCAUCUGAACUGAUUGACAUUCUGGAAAGAGGAAACCAGGUAGUUCCCGAAGAACUGAUUUCAAUGGCUGAAAGAUACAAGCAAUUUCAGUUGAAAAAAGAAAUGGAAAGGGAUAUGGGAAAGCCUCAUGGGAAAUCACGGAAAGGGUUUUAAUCCAGUUGGGAGUAUAUGAACACAGUAAGUGCCUGUGGAAACAUUCAUAAUAAUUUUAGUGGAAAACUACUUAAAAGUCAUCAAGUGAUAAUGAUGAGGAUCAAGAUAUCAGACACAGAUUUACUACAACUAUACUGAAGAUCUGGAUCUGCUCACUGGAAGAUUGAUUUAACUGGGAAUCUUAUUUGCAUUGCUAUUCAAUUCGUUUGAAAAUAACCUUUAUGUGAUAUCAUGGCAUGCACUGAACUAUACUGAUUAUGUUUUCACACUUUCAGGGAGAAUUUGUACAGAAAGCAGAAGUUUUGAGUGCUUUUAUGUACCAACAUGGAGUUCUGAAAUAAUGGCAGUUAGGCUGCCUUGUAAUAUUGUCACACUUUUCUAGUUGCUAGAUAAUAUUUAGAUGCAAUACUCUAGCAAGUAUAUUUUGUCAGGUUUCACAUUUUGAUCCUUUUUUCAGCAAAGAAGGUUGACACUUUCAUCAAUACUACAGUGUGUUAAUUUUUGUUUUAUAGUUUGUAAUUUGGUUAGAUAAAAUAACUAUUCAUACAAUAAUUUUCAGAACAACAUUCAGAAAAGUUAAAAAGAAAUACUUAUGAGGCAAGGAUCCCUUCCUGUUCAUUUUAAUUUGGGGAAAAACUUAUUGUUUAGAAACAUGUGGUACAUUGCUUAAUUGGUAUCUAUGCAGUUUCUGUAACUUGCCAUAGCUAAUUGAUGAGUGGUACAUGAUUAUACAGUAAGAUGUAUGACCAGCUACAUGACUGAGACAUUCUCCAAUUCCUUGUCAAUUAACCAUCAAAAUUUAUGCAGAUCUGAUUUAAACAUGGAUAGUAAUCUGGCCAGUAUUCUUGCUUCUGAUCAUUUGCACAUUAAGUGAAUGUUAAAAGAAUAAAAGAGUUGUUUCACUGAUUUAUAGCUGCUGCAUAUUUUACUUGAUAAAUAAAAGCUCUUAU
Pogona vitticeps (central bearded dragon) is the source of this 3090-nucleotide messenger RNA. RefSeq names its product DEAD-box helicase 43 (gene DDX43). Gene Ontology annotation, molecular function: ATP binding; RNA helicase activity; RNA binding. The record is from RefSeq and is a predicted model, not a curated record. Lineage: Eukaryota; Metazoa; Chordata; Lepidosauria; Squamata; Agamidae.